Medioppia subpectinata is the source of this 480-nucleotide messenger RNA. The record is from the annotation of a GenBank genome assembly. NCBI's taxonomy places the organism in Eukaryota, Metazoa, Arthropoda, Arachnida, Sarcoptiformes, Oppiidae.
AAGAUGACAGAAUUGCCCCACAAUUUGCUCGACAAGAAUGACAAGAAUGACGACAAUUCAAGCGUUCAUUUAAAGCCAAACGACAGGCGAAAGAGUAAAAGUCGUUCGCGAAGUGUCUCUCCGGCCAGAGAGUCCACAUCUCGACCCCAAUCUCGACCCCCAUCUCAGAUCAUAUCACACGCCGAGUCAUCGACUGCUGUCGGCGGCGGCGAUGAGACGGCCGGCAGUUUUUAUGAAGAGCCAAAAGAGUUUGAAGUCGACGACGAGUUUAAUCUACCCAUAAGUGUAGCCGUUAUUCUGUUACUCAGUUAUAUGAUGAUCGGCGCCGCCGUCUUCACUCUAUGGGAAGAGUGGACUUUCUUCGAGUCCUUCUACUUUGUCUAUAUAUCUCUGUCGACCAUUGGUUUCGGUGAUUAUGUGCCCAAACAUCCCAUAUUCAUGAUGUGUACGUUUAUAUACUUACUGUUUGGUCUGGCGUUG